Cuscuta campestris is the source of this 2488-nucleotide messenger RNA. The record is from the annotation of a GenBank genome assembly. Lineage: Eukaryota; Viridiplantae; Streptophyta; Magnoliopsida; Solanales; Convolvulaceae.
GGCGCAUGACUUGACCAAAGUCAAAGCGUGUUGGAGGCUGAGUGGCUUGACCAACCGUGUUCAGGCGGACCCACCUUCCACCCAAAUGACCCAAUAACUCGCCUUCUUCUUCUUCCCUUUUCUGGCGAAGAGGGGAGACAGUCAGAGCCGAAGACUUUCUCCAUCUCUCCCGGUUCUCGCCAUCGAUCUUCUAGAAGUCCCAGAAAAAGGAAGAAACAGUCAGCCACGACUUGUCCAUCUCCAUCGUUCUUUAAGAACGGGGGAACGGAUUCUUCAAUCGAUUUGUAGCAAACCUAACCCCAUCCUCUCAUUCUGUUUCUCACCCAAUUUGGCCUGAAUCGGAAUCCACCGCGUUUAGUUCCUUGGGAAGAAGGAGAUAUUCGAGUGAAGAGCUCCAACGUACCCUCGUCCAGCACAGCCGCUCCCGGAUCCGCCGAUAAUCCUGCAGCAAGAAGAACUUCUAAGCGACCAAAGUGUAUGCGAAUUGCUCCCCCUUUCCAGCUACGCUCUUUUCAGUUCUUUUUUCUCAACCCAGAAUUGUUUUUUUGUGUGUGCUAGUAGCUUACUGCCUAAACUUAUUUUCUCAAGAUUGUUUCUUUUUUGUGUGGCAAUGGCAAUUGGCAAACCGUUUACUCUUCCUCUCCCCAAGCCUGCGAAUUUUUUACCCUAAUUAUUAGGAGAAUAGUAAUUUAAGCAGCUUAUGGCAUUAUGGGAUGCACAAUUGCAUGAUGAUGAUUGUAAGCUCAGGGUUGUUUCUUAAUCAAGCUCAGUUCCCAAGUUCAUUGGAUAUAUUUAGGAGUCAUAGGCUAUGUUGCAUGGAUUGUUCGAGUAACUGCCACUUACCAUCCUAAAAACAGUUCCAUUUGGAUACUUGGGAGUUGGGACGCCCUGCACUCAAAUUAAUCCUUUGUAAAAUUCUGAAAAAAUGGUGUUUCCAUGUUCCUAGCCCCACUUGAAUACCUGUAAUUGCUAAAUUUUUUAUAGGCACCAUUUACCUGGAGGCCAAUGUCCCUCGGAUUCCCUCUCUUCCUUUGUGCUCCUGCUUCAUAGUCUCGCUCUUAGUGGUAACAUAGUAACCCAAUCCCAAAUCAUUUUAUUCUAUGCGAACUACUCCAGUAUGCUUAACAAAAAACACUGUCUUAAUGUGAUCUUUCCCUUGUAAAUUCUGAAUUUUAUUCAUGAGUUUGCUAGAAAAUAAUUUUAGAGUGAAUACAUAUGUACUUCUUUACAUUAUUCCCGAGCAAGGUUUACUUGUAUUGGCUGUAUUACAUGGAAAAUACGAACAAGAAGAUUAAAAAUGAUAGUUUUUGUCCAUUAGAUUCAAGGUUUACACAACAGGAACUUCCUGCUUGCAAGCCAAUUUUAACGCCAAAAUGGGUUAUCUCAGCUUUUCUGCUAAUUGGUGUUGUCUUUAUUCCCAUUGGAGUGGUUUCUCUGUUUGCUUCUCGAGAUGUUGUAGAGAUUGUUGAUCGGUAUGAAGCUGACUGCAUACCGAGCAACUAUUCGAGGAAGGAAGUUGAGUUUAUACAAAGUUCUCUCGAUAAAACCUGCCAUAGGACGAUCAGAGUCUCAAAGCAUAUGAAGCAUCCUAUCUAUGUGUACUACCAACUUGACAAUUUCUAUCAAAAUCACCGCAGGUAUGUUAAGAGCCGAAGCGAUCAACAGCUAAGGGAUAAGGAUAGCAAGGAUAAAAUCAGCACUUGUGAGCCCGAAGAUUCUUCAAAUGGGAGUCCUAUAGUUCCAUGUGGCCUUAUUGCAUGGAGUUUGUUCAACGGUACAUACAGCUUUUCCCGCAACAAGCAGAAGCUGAAUGUAAACAAAAGUGAGAUAUCAUGGAAGAGUGACAGGGACCACAAGUUUGGAAAGGAUGUUUUCCCACAGAAUUUUCAGAACGGGUCUCUGAUCGGGGGUGGGAAACUUGACAUCAGCAAGCCUUUGAGCGAGCAGGAGGACCUGAUUGUUUGGAUGCGAACUGCUGCUCUUCCAACAUUUAGGAAGUUAUAUGGGAGGAUAGAGGUGGAUCUCAAUGCAAAUGAUGUGAUUGAAGUCGUAUUGAAGAAUAAUUACAAUACUUACAGUUUCAAUGGGAAGAAAAAGCUUGUGCUUUCUACCACUAGCUGGCUGGGUGGGAAAAAUGAUUUUCUCGGCAUUGCAUACCUCACAGUCGGUGGCCUUUGCUUCUUUCUGGCCAUAGUUUUCACACUCAUAUAUCUCGUUAAGCCAAGGCAACUUGGUGACCCGUCAUACCUGUCCUGGAACCGGAAUCCAGGUGGACACUAGAAGGCCCUCACUCAUCUUCAUGUAAUGUACCCAUCAUCCAUCAUGUACAAACUACAACAAAGUUGUGAAAAAAGUGUAAACAUAGUUUUCAAAACAUGUAUGCUGUGAACGUAUCGAUGUCUCAACUUGUGGUGAUGGUUGAAAUUUUAUGUUCCUUGAUUCUUGAUUUGAGUUGGGGGCUUAUUGAAAAUAGACUCUCUAUAUCUAA